Alosa sapidissima (American shad) is the source of this 3601-nucleotide messenger RNA. It is a transcript of the gene tmc1, whose product is annotated as transmembrane channel-like 1. Gene Ontology annotation, molecular function: mechanosensitive monoatomic ion channel activity. Gene Ontology annotation, cellular component: plasma membrane. The coding region runs from base 765 to 3590 and encodes 941 amino acids. NCBI's taxonomy places the organism in Eukaryota, Metazoa, Chordata, Actinopteri, Clupeiformes, Clupeidae. The record is from RefSeq and is a predicted model, not a curated record. The transcript has 18 exons. Gene Ontology annotation, biological process: detection of mechanical stimulus involved in sensory perception of sound; vestibular reflex.
UUAAUAAUCAGUUAUAACACUCAUAUUAACAUGUUUACAGGUACAUUUGUACAAACACUUGGGGACCAUAGUUGACAUUCACUGACAUAUGCACCACUUGUAGAACUUUUACGUUGUGCGUUAAAAGGCCAUUAAUACUGUCUUGACCUCUGGCCUUUUACCCUCCCUCCCCCAAACGUCUUUGUGUGGCCUUACACGGGGCGAUAUCUCAUCAAAGCUUCCUUUGUGCCCUUUGUGAAAACAUUAUUGCAUGUGUAAUGGCCCAUGUAUCACAUACAGAUUCAGUUACAAAUGCAGCAGAAUGACACGGGCUGGGUCAUUUACGCAUGGUGGCCAAAGCAAACCAAAAGAAGAUUGUGAUAUUUGUAUUUUUUUCACAUAUCCGUCUUUUUUUUCUGUGCAAUUGCAGUCAGCAUUGAGGUGCAUGCAGGUAAGAUUCUGGUCAUGCUUGGGAUGUCCUUCAUGUUGUACCAACUGGCUAAAUGACUACCAUUGUAAUAUGUCUCCCAUGAUAGUCACACCCAAGGUGUAAGUUGCCACUGGUUUCCAGUAACCGCUGAAGAAGGUAGAGUUGAAAGCAAGAAAUUUGGAAAGAAAUAAGUUCAAUUAGGGGAUCUAAUGAUAGGAAGUAAAGAUAAAGACUAACGCUCAAAAAAGAGAAAGACAGAGAAAUAUGGACUGUCAAUUCAACGUGACAUAAAUGUUAUUUCCAAGGAGAUUAUCCUUUUUCUAAUAAACAUAUAGCAGUGCAUAAAAAUGUAUGGAUGUUAUUACGAGUAAUGCAUUUUUUUGGGGGUAUAGAGAAUGAAGACUACAAUACAGACUACAAUGAGGACACAGACCGAGAGGCAAAGAGAAAGAGAGGGAGAAGGAAGAAGGGAGAAAGAGAAAACAAAAGAAAAGCAAAGAAAGGAGGGAGUACAGGCAUAUCAGGGAUUUACACUCAGGAGCAAUCUGAGAAAGAGCGCCAGAGAAGGAAGGCCAGGCGACAUAAAGAUAAAGAGGAAGAAAAGACGGGAAUAGAGGAAGACGGCGAAGAGGUGGACAACGAUAUCCAAAGUCAAAGAAAGAAUGGGAGGAAUGGAAAAGCAAAAAAGCUUAAAGAAGAGAAAGAGGAGGAGAACAGGAAUCACAAGAGACAAAGACCGUCUAAAACAGACGAGGAAAUAACUGCCAGUAAGAAGAAAGCCAAGAAGAAACAGGAAGACGAACCACAAAAGACAGACAAAGGAAAGAAAAAAAGAAAGAAAGUAGAAACCAGUUCUGAAUCCUCUGAGGUGGAGGAACUAGCUGGGGAGGAGGAGGAGGAGGAGGAGGAAAAGGAAAUGGUGGUGGGGGUGCUGACUCCUGAGGAGCUGGAGAAGCUGAAGGAGGCGGUGGAUGAGAGGAAGAAGCUCAUCACCACGCUCAGAGGAAAGCCCUGGCCCAUGAUGAAGAAACUACAAACACUCAAGGAAUCUCAGGAGUUUGUGGAGAAAUAUGAGGGUGCUCUUGGGAGAGGAAGGGGUAGAAAGCUGUAUGCCUACAAAGUCAUGAUGCAAAAGAAAUGGAUGAAGUUCCUGCGCGACUUCGAGAACUUCAAGACAGCGUGCAUCCCAUGGGAAAUGAAGAUCAAAGACAUAGAAAGUCAUUUUGGGUCCUCUGUUGCGAGCUACUUCAUCUUCCUCAGGUGGAUGUAUGGGAUCAACACGAUUCUCUUUGGACUCACGUUCGGCCUGGUCAUGGUUCCAGAGGCACUGAUGGGGAGGCCUUAUGGGAGCAUUCCGAGGAAGACUGUUCCCAGAGCGGAUGAAACAAGUGCCAUGGACUUUGCCAUCUUGUGGGAUUUUGGGGGGUUUGCUAAGUACUCAGUGCUUUUCUAUGGCUACUACAACAACCAGCGGACUGUUGGCUGGCUGAAGUUCCGCAUGCCUCUCUCUUACUUCCUGGUUGGGGUCGGCACAGUGGCCUACAGCUACAUGGUGGUCAUUCGGAAGAUGGCCCGCAACGCCAAUGAGCAAGGAGGCGGAGAUGACACCAGUUUCAACUUCAGCUGGAAGAUGUUCACCAGCUGGGACUACCUCAUUGGGAACCCUGAAACCGCAGACAACAAGUUUGCCUCCAUAACAACCAGCUUCAAGGAAGCCAUUGUGGAGGAGCAAGAGAACAGGAAAGAUGACAACAUCCACCUUACCCGCUUCCUCAGGGUCUUGGCCAACUUCCUGGUACUCUGCUGCUUGGCAGGAAGUGGAUAUCUGAUCUUCUUUGUGGUCAGGAGGUCUCAGAAGUUUGCCCUUGCGGGGCUGGAGAACUACGGCUGGUGGGAAAGAAAUGAAGUGAACAUGGUGAUGUCUCUGCUGGGGAUGUUCUGUCCCAUGCUGUUCGACGUGAUCAGCUCUCUGGAGAAUUACCACCCCCGCAUCGCCCUCCAGUGGCAGCUGGGGCGCAUCUUCGCCCUGUUCCUGGGCAACCUCUACACCUUCAUCAUCGCCCUCAUGGAUGAGAUCAACCUCAAAAGGAAAGAGGAGGAGGUCAUAAUAGCCAACAUGACGUUGUGGCAGGCCAGCCUGUACAACGGGACCCUGGGAGAGAACAACACCACUCCUGUUAUCACUGUUGACCCAGCUGAUGUCCCCAGAGGACCUUGUUGGGAGACUAUGGUGGGACAGGAGUUUGUACGGCUCAUCAUUUCUGACACCAUGACGACGUACGUGACCCUGCUGAUCGGGGAUUUCCUCAGGGCGUUUAUCGUGCGCUUCCUCAACUACUGCUGGUGCUGGGACCUGGAGUAUGGCUUUCCCUCCUAUUCAGAGUUUGAUGUCAGCGGAAAUGUCCUGGGGUUAAUCUUUAAUCAGGGAAUGAUCUGGAUGGGAGCAUUUUACGCCCCCUGUCUGCCAGCGAUGAACGUGCUGCGCCUGCACGUCUCCAUGUACCUGCAGUGCUGGGCAGUCAUGUGCUGCAACGUCCCCCAGGAGCGCGUCUUCAAGGCCUCGGGCUCCAACAACUUCUACAUGGCCAUGCUGCUGGUCAUCCUCUUCCUCUCCACCCUGCCCGCCAUCUACACCAUCGUCUCCAUACCCCCCUCUUUCGACUGUGGACCCUUCAGUGGGAAAAGUCGAAUGUUUGACGUAAUCCAGGAGACCCUGGAGAAUGAUUUUCCAGCAUGGUUUGGGAUGGUAUUCAGCUAUGUGUCCAAUCCUGGCCUAGUCCUUCCAUUCCUUCUGCUUAUGAUAUUAGCAAUAUACUAUCUUCACUCCAUAUCAAAGACAUACAAACAAUCCAACCUGGAUCUUAAAAAGAAACUUCAAACACAAAAUGAAGAAAAUAAAAAGAAGAAUAAGAGGGCUGCUCUAAAGGCAGCGACAGAGCUGGAGGAGGCCAGAAAUACUCUACAAGAACAGCAGUCACAAAGCAACAACAACGCUUCAAACCGAGGUGACAGAAGACUUAACGACAGUAAUGGUACAACUAACCAGAUAGAGAACGGACACACCGCAAAGAACCAUUGUAGACCUCCUUAUCCCCAUAGAUGCAUGGACAGACCUUCAGUCCCAAGAGGACCUGGUAUGCCUGGGUACCUACCAGGCCUCCCACAUCGACCAGCACCCUAAUGACCAAAACA